This is a messenger RNA of Symbiodinium natans, 2215 nucleotides long. The record is from the annotation of a GenBank genome assembly. NCBI's taxonomy places the organism in Eukaryota, Dinophyceae, Suessiales, Symbiodiniaceae.
AUGCGGGACGCAAAAGCAACAGGCACAAAACAGCUUCGGUUGCGCUACCGGGCCUCCUUGGCGAACCUUGACCCCUUCACAGCUGAGGAGAUCCUAGCGCGGCCGUGCUGCCUGUUUCGGGUUCCGCCGCAGUUUUGCAAAGGUGUGUUGCGAAAGUCCCUCCAUCUGGUGUUGGAUUUGAUAAGGUCGAGCGCUCGCGCCCCUGGCGACGUGUCUGGACCCGACUCGGUCCGGGCCUGGAAGCUUUGGUUUCUCCUCCCGCGCAUGCUUUUGCAUAGGCCUCCCGGCGGGGCCCGGGUCCAGAAAGCUGUGCUUUUGGCUAGGUUCCAGGCCUUCUUGCGGGGUGACUGGAUCCCCUUACUACAAGAUGCCUUGGCCCAACCCUCACCUCAUGUUGCCACUGGCGACCGCCCUGCCGCGUCUGACGACGCACGGGCAAGGCGAGCAGUGCACCUCGCACACCUGGGUGAGUUGUCAGCCGCCCGUCAAGCGCUGACGGCUGACCCGCUCGCGCCAGCCACUGAUGCCACUUUUGAGCACCUCUCUGACCCGCAUCGCCGCCCCCCCGAACCGUAUGGACCCCUUGACCCCGAGUUGCUCGCGUGGGAGCCGGCGUCACCUGUUGCGCUUGACCGUGCCGCGUUGCUCACUAACUUGCGCCGGGCCCGCAAAGGGGCUGCACCAGGGCCGUCAGGCUUCACUGCUGAGGUAGUACAUGUAGUGUUGGAUGCGGACGAGUCGAUUGAGGCGUUUGCUGAGGUUGCGACCCUUGUUGCACAAGCGCGAAUCCCUGCGGCUGUGAUGCCGGCAUUUGGUCUUGGUCGGGUUGUUGCCCUCUGCAAGCCAAACGGGGGCACCCGUGGGCUGGUUGUCGGCGAGUUGUCGCGCGCACGCUUGCUCAGCAGUUCGCCGGCGCCGUCGAAGAUGCGUGUCCACAUCAGUUCGCGCUUGGCAAUCGUGCAGGUUUUGAUGCCUUGGUGCACGCCGUGCAAGCUCGGUGCGCGCGCGAUCCUAGCCUCACCCUUGUUUCUGUUGAUGCGUCUGCCGCCUACGACGGCAUCAGCCGUCAGGCGAUUCUACAGGAACUCCGGUCCGUGCCUGCAGCAGCUGCGCUACUCCCGUUUGCUAGGCUUUGGUUGGGCCGUCCUUCGUCCUUUGUGUGGCAGCAAGUCCUUGGUGCACGCUCUGGAUGCACGCGAUGCUGUUGAAUGGUCACCGGUGCAGAACCUCCUGCGGGCCUCCGAUGCCCUUGCUGAGGCUGGCUUCGCCGUUGGCAACGCCCAGCCUCGAGAGCCCGACGAUCGGGACGCUGCGGAGCAUCGUCGUGCCGUGGGCCCUGCCGAACUCGCGCUCCUUGACUCGCAGUCCGGCCCCUUUGCCGCCAGGCCUCUUCCAGCAGCGGCGCCCACGCACCCGUCAGGAAAGUUUGGAAAAUGUUUGGAAACGCGCAAGCUGAACACCUUUGUCGACCCGCUCGCGGGUAAGUAUGAUCGCUGCCGGCACUUGGCCGGAAGCCAGUUCGCGGGCGGCAUGGAUCAACAGUCCGCGCAGGAGCAAAUUUCGCCACGGGACGAAGUUCUCGUGGCCGAACUUGCCGCGUUGCCCGAGGAAGCCACGGGUCUGCUGCAGCGCAAUCGGUGCUGCUCGCAGCAUUCGGACGCUGACGACGGAGUCGUGGCUGCCGCCGCGGCGAACCGCGGAAACCCACGCGGCCGCGGUCGCAGCAUGCGCCGCCGCGGAUGCCGAGGGAGUCCCAGUGCCCGCGCCGGCACACCUCGCCUCGAGCUUCUUACCCAGCGCAUACGCUCUCCAGACGCCGCCUCGCCAACUCAGAGGACUGCUGCGAAAUGCCUUUCGAACGGCGUUGGAGACGACGAGUGUGACGAGUGGAAGCUCUUCAUGUUGGCGCCCCGCAUGCUGUUGUUCCAUGCCCCAGGUCAACCCUGCGUGCCGGUUGAGGAACUGCGAUGCCGCGAACACGCGUUCCUGGCGGGGCACUGGCCGGAACUGCUCCGCCAAGGCGCAGCCGCAGCAACACCAGCGUCGAGGGAGGCGGGCCGGCCUUCCGAGGAUAAUGGGGUAGAGCCCGAAGACGUCGACUUAUGUCGACCUCCGCCGUCGCUCGAGCUGCGGCUCUGGCCCGCCUUGGUGAGCCUUCUGCGGCGGCUGCCACUCGCGCCCACAAGCCUGGAGACACUCGCUGCCUUGCGUGGAU